Penicillium brevicompactum is the source of this 2385-nucleotide messenger RNA. RefSeq names its product phosphatidylinositol N-acetylglucosaminyltransferase. The coding region runs from base 1 to 2385 and encodes 794 amino acids. Gene Ontology annotation, cellular component: membrane; endoplasmic reticulum. Gene Ontology annotation, biological process: GPI anchor biosynthetic process. The transcript has 5 exons. The record is from RefSeq and is a predicted model, not a curated record. Lineage: Eukaryota; Fungi; Ascomycota; Eurotiomycetes; Eurotiales; Aspergillaceae.
AUGCACCCCUUUUCCGUCCUCACACUUGGGAUCUUUGUCGCGGGCUAUAUUACCGCUAGGUGGGACCUCGUUACCCGUCUAUACGAAUUGGCAAUCUUUGCCUGGGAUCACGGUGUCGUUACACGGACUGCAAAGGGCUUCCUGUUUCUUUCCGUCUUCUUUUUCCUCCUCGUCCUACCUAUCAAUCACCUCGCGUCCAAGGAGGGUCAACUGGAUGACAAUAUGCUCAUGAGUGAUGGACUGCUACGGGUAUUCUGGCCGUAUGAUCUCCCAAGAUCUUCAUCACCUGGUGUGAUUGUCGGAUGGCGGAACUCGGAGCUUGAUCUAUUCGUGCUUACAGUGUUGGAAGAUGUCGAGCCGCGGAAUGUUGACAAUGCUCUUCGUGCCGGGAUCUUGUUUCGAAAUAGUCCGCACCCGAUUGUGCGCAUAUUCAAUCUUUGCGGCCGCUCUCAGAUGCAUGUGCUUGGUUCGACCAAUUCCUCUGUUUCGCCGACAACUUUCAGCUCUUCGCAUCUCGAUGUCACUUUGACUCCGCCGCUGAAGGCUCCUCGGAUAUUUUGUCCCCCGGAGGCGAAUCUCUCCGUUCAGGUGAUCAUGUAUCACCGUCCGCAUCCAACACGCAUGGAAUACAUGUCACUUUACCCGAUUUCUUUGGCCCUCGGUGACAAAGCGACGAAGGCAGAGACAUUAGGUCUGUCAGCAACCAAUAAUGAGCCAGAGGAAGGUGACAAGACUGGAUCCAAGGGCUUGGUCGAGAAGCUCAAGCUCCACUCCGUGGUGAAACAUGUCCCAUCGCAGAAGGAGCAAGCUCUCCCGCUCAUCAUAAACCAAGUCAACUGUGCAUACGAAAUGUCACAGCUCAUGCAUAAGAACAGUCACUUAAUUGGGAUUCGUGCGAAACGAAGUAUGAGUGUUGGUGAGCGUGUGGUAGAGUCAGCGACCACUCUGUGGGGCUUCAUUGUCCUCUGCAUCGCUCACGUUUUUUGGCAAUGGAUUUGGCCUGUUGUUACCCGAAUCUUUGUCAUUGGGCUGGUGUGUCAUCGUUCAGUUGCGGAGCUUGUCCUGCAAGUUCUCGAGUGGCGUGCUCGGCCUGAUGCUGCUGCUCUCAAGGACAUAUCGGCCACCGCCCAGCAGGUCGAUAUACGUUUGCAGCAGUUUUGCUACUGGCCAAUUCAGUAUGUCAAGCUUCGGCAGAGGAAAGAUAAUUGGGAGAGUGUGACGACCAGUCACCCUGAUUAUAUCCGGUUCUACAACAGUCUGUGGCUUGUUGCCAAUGAUGUGAUUAUUGGAAUUGCCAUGGGCUCCUAUAUCAUUGAUAAUGCGAACUGGGUUGCUUCACAGAUCAAUCUAGUCUUGACUGGGUGGACCGUGGAAGGACUCCAGCGUACCAUCUCUUGGCUGAUGGACUGGCCAGCCGGUUUAAAGCUCAACAACGAGCUGGCAGCCUUCCUCGGUGAUCUGUUCCUUUGGGUCAUCGAGAACUGGGCUGCUUGUAUCGCCAACCUUCAACCUUUUCUUCCUGCUGUCAUCUGGGUCGUUGGAUGUUCCAGCUUUGCGGGGGCCAGUAUGCCAAUCGCCCUCUUCUCCGACCUCCUUUCGAUCCUGACUGUUCACAUUUACUCCUUCUAUAUUGCCUCCGCGCGGAUCUUCAACUGGCAACUCACUAUCAUCAUUUCCCUUUUCCACCUCUUCCGCGGAAAGAAACGCAACGUCCUCCGCAACCGAAUAGAUUCAUGCGACUACGACCUAGACCAACUUCUCCUUGGCACCAUUCUUUUCACCGUCCUCUUUUUCCUACUUCCAACAGUGGUAGUCUUUUAUUUGACCUUUGCAUCUGCCCGGAUGUUAAUUAUUUCCAUGAAGGCAGGAUUUGAUACCUGCCUUGCAUUCUUGAACCAUUUCCCACUCUUCGCAUUGAUGCUCCGCGUGAAAGACUCCAGGCGUCUACCAGGAGGCAUCCGCUUCGAGCUUCGGGAUGAGCCCAGCCGAAGCUCGUCCAGCGCGGAGUCGUCAGCGCUAGUCUCCUAUAUCCACUUGGAGUCUAUACCACUUCCAUUGCGCGCAAUGUUCGAUCAAUACUUCCAACUGGGCCAUCGGCUUCGAAAGCACUACCUCGCCCCUCGUGUUAUCUUCUGUCUCAUGACCGGUCGCUUUGUUCCACCCAUCCACCGGCGCAACCUCUAUAGCAUGCAGUAUAGUAUGCUUCCAGCCCGUCGGGCUGGCAUGGCAGAGGUUUGGUCAUUACUUACUCAGACCAAGAAAACUAGCGGCGGCAGUAGCAGCUCUGGGUCUUUGGGCGGUGGUAUAGGAGUCCCAGGUAAUCCUAUUCCUAAGGUUCCGGCGAACUUUGGUCAGGGAGACCCACGGAGAAGGGGCCAUCGUUGA